Messenger RNA from Suillus clintonianus, 1274 nucleotides. Its product is annotated as peptidylprolyl isomerase B. Gene Ontology annotation, biological process: protein peptidyl-prolyl isomerization; protein folding. The transcript is spliced from 14 exons. Bases 37 to 1005 code for a protein of 322 amino acids. NCBI's taxonomy places the organism in Eukaryota, Fungi, Basidiomycota, Agaricomycetes, Boletales, Suillaceae. Gene Ontology annotation, molecular function: peptidyl-prolyl cis-trans isomerase activity. The record is from RefSeq and is a predicted model, not a curated record. Gene Ontology annotation, cellular component: fungal-type vacuole; endoplasmic reticulum.
GUCUGCAUUCACACCUUCACUACUUUGCUGCACAAUAUGUUCGGUCGGAUUUCUCUUGCGCUCAUUUUAAUUUCUGUAGCUGCGAUUUUCUGUGCGCAGUCUGCGGAUGCAGCCAAGGGCCCAAGAAUCACCAAUAAGGUCUACUUCGAUAUCAAGCAUGGUGACAAGGACCUAGGUCGAGUUGUCAUCGGUCUUUACGGUGGGACCGUUCCCAAGACAGUGGAGAACUUCCGUGCACUUGCAACUGGUGUCGGCAAGGAUGGUAAUGAGCUCGGCUACGGUUACAAGGGUUCCAAGUUCCACCGCGUUAUUAAGAACUUCAUGAUCCAAGGCGGUGACUUCACCCGAGGUGACGGCACCGGUGGAAAGUCCAUUUACGGCGACCGCUUCAAGGAUGAGAACUUCAAGCUCAAGCACACUGGACCUGGCACUCUUUCCAUGGCUAAUGCAGGCAAGGACACCAACGGAUCUCAAUUCUUCAUUUGCACUAUUGUCACCGGCUGGCUGGACGGUAAACACGUUGUCUUCGGAAAAGUCCUGGAGGGAAUGGACAUCGUAUACGCUAUCGAGGACGUUCCUAAGGGAAGCAACGAUCGUCCAUUGGAAGAUGUCGUCAUCUCCGACUCUGGAGAGUUGCCAGUUGAGCCUGCUAUGGAUGAGGGAGGAAAUGAGGAUAUCGCCACCGUACCCGUGAAUUCCAUAACUUCGUCAGCCGAGGCUGAAUUGCCUGCCUCCACACCCAUCUCGCCAGCGUCUGGUGAGAAGACGAGCCCUGCGGAGUCGGCUCCCUCUCCAGUUUUGGAUACCACUGAUCCUGACAUUGUGGAGGAUCUUGCUGGGUCGUCGGACCGUCUGAGAUACGCAGCUAUCUUCUUGGUGGUCGUCGUGGUUGCAGUGGGUCUGUGUGCUUGGUGUGGCGGCGGACUCCGUCGUUUCAAAGGCAUAUUACAACGUGCAGAUCGUGCGCAUUACAAACGCGUUGGGGACGAGGAUUUGGAGAAGUAAACGCAAUAGAUGUUUGCAGUCGGCGGAGUAUACCAGGCCAUGAAAUUUGUGCAAUGUACCAUAGAUAUAUACCUUGCUUGGCUAACACAACUGUCGUUUCUCCAUACGAAGUCCAUCAUAGGAGCUCUUUACCGAAGUAAUCUAGCUCCUAUAAAGUGAUUGUUCUUCGGACUUCAUCAGACUUACUUCCCUGUUUCUAUGUUGUUCCCAUGAAAUGCCUACAAUCUGUGGGGGUCGCAUAGUUCUCCCUUGCACUGAUUGGAAGUGGG